Armigeres subalbatus is the source of this 747-nucleotide messenger RNA. RefSeq lists its product as uncharacterized. The record is from RefSeq and is a predicted model, not a curated record. Bases 1 to 747 code for a protein of 248 amino acids. Lineage: Eukaryota; Metazoa; Arthropoda; Insecta; Diptera; Culicidae. The transcript has a single exon.
AUGAAGCGUCAGGCUCAUUUCUACGUGGUAGAGCAACAGCUCAACUUGGUUGGGCUGGAUUUAAUCGAUCAAUUCAAUUUCUGGUCGGUACCCAUGAAUCGUCUUUGCAACCAUGUCACUAGUUCGACAUCAGCGAUCAGCACUCUCAAGCAGGCCUACCCGACGGUGUUCAGUGAUGUUCCUGGGCUGUGUACUAAGGCGAAUGUGCAACUUACGCUGAAAGAAGGAGCACAACCCAUUUUCCGACCUAAGCGUUCUGUCGCGUACGCAAUGCACAUGACCGUAGAUGAAGAGUUGGAUCGUUUGGAAAACGCUGGGAUCAUAACACCAGUGAAGUAUUCAGAGUGGGCCGCUCCAAUAGUCGUCGUGAAGAAAGCAAGCCAAGCGGUAAGGAUUUGCGGAGAUUACUCAACAGGUUUGAACGACGCUCUACAGCCGCAUCAAUACCCGCUUCCACUGCCGCAGGACAUCUUCGCAAAAUUGUCAAACUGCAAAAUGUUCAGUCAAAUCGACCUUUCUGACGCAUUUUUGCAGGUUGAAGUGCAAGAAGAAUCCAGGGAUAUGCUAACUAUCAACACACAUCGGGGACUCUACCGCUACAACAGGCUUCCGCCGGGAGUAAAAACAGCACCUGAAGCUUUUCAGCAGCUGGUGGAUACCAUGUUAGCUGGAUUAGAAUGUAAAUCAGGUUACCUAGACGACGUGCUAAUUGGCGGUAUGGAUGAGGAACCCCGACUAGGAAGGUAA